AUGGCCUCCAUCCACGACAAGCUGGCUCAAGCCAAGUACGAAGAGAAGCUCAAGGCUACCAUCCUCGGUGAGUUCAUUGGUGAUCAGUCACCAGACAUGACGUUUGACGUUGUGACUGGCUUCGACGACAACGAGAAGCCCACCAUGCUCGCCUGGGUCAUCUCCUACAACAAAUUAGAUUGCGGCAAACUAGAUUGGGAGCCUUUUAUGGGUUCCGAGAAUUGCUCGAGCAUAGAGGAUGCCUAUCAGUCGCUAAUUCGGGGCUUACAAUCCAAAUUGGUCGAUCUGAUGGGUUAG
Messenger RNA from Alternaria ventricosa, 297 nucleotides. RefSeq lists its product as uncharacterized. Lineage: Eukaryota; Fungi; Ascomycota; Dothideomycetes; Pleosporales; Pleosporaceae. Bases 1 to 297 code for a protein of 98 amino acids. The transcript is spliced from 2 exons. The record is from RefSeq and is a predicted model, not a curated record.